Molecule: messenger RNA, 2129 nt
Organism: Neopelma chrysocephalum (saffron-crested tyrant-manakin)
Lineage: Eukaryota; Metazoa; Chordata; Aves; Passeriformes; Pipridae
Product: sialoadhesin-like
Exons: 9
Source: RefSeq, a predicted model, not a curated record
ACCCCCCACGGGUGCCGGUGCUGAGCUCCUUCCUGGAGCCCCCUCCGGGGCAGGGGGGGGUCCUGCAGUGCUCCGUGGACAGUGUCCCCCCGGCACAGCUGGCCCUCUUCAAGGACGGGGCCCUGGUGGCCUCCACGGCGCUGCCACGGCCCGACCCCGGGCCACGGCUCGGUGUCACCUCGGCCACCAACGUCCUGAGGAUGCAGUUCCACCCCGUGCUGCUGCAGGAUGAGGGUCGGUACCAGUGCGUGGCCACCAACGCCCACGGCAAUGCCAGCGCCACCGGGAACUUCACAGCGGGCACCGUCCGGGUGCGGAUCCUGCCGGCCCCGGAGGUGCGGGAAGGCGGCAAUGCCACCCUCACCUGCGCGGUGGCGGGCGGGGCCGAGGAGGUGCUGAGCUACUCGUGGUACAGGGACGGGCUGUGGCUGCGCAGCGGCCCCUCCCCAGCCCUCCCCCUGCCCCGCAUCUCCGCCUCCGACGCCGGCUCCUACCACUGCUCCGUCCGGACCCCCGCCCGCAACCGCAGCGCCGCCCCCGCCCCGCUCCGCGUCCUCUACCCCCCCCGGGACCUGCGGGUGAAAUCGUUCGUGGAGAGCAGCGAGGGCAGCGCCGUCAUCCUGCUCUGCUCCGUGGACAGCAACCCCCCAUCCCGGCUCACCCUGCUCAGGGGGGGGCAGCCGGUGGCCUCCAGCCCCCCCUGGGGAGGGGCCCCCCCCCGGCAGAGCAGCCACGUGUCCCCCUCUCCCAACACGCUGCGCUUGGAGCUCCGGGAAGCGUCCGAGGAGGACGAGGGCGAGUACGAGUGCCAGGCACGGAGCCCCCUCGGCAGUGCCCGCGUGUCCCUGACCCUCCGGGUGCAGGCCGUCAGGGUGGUCGUGCGACCCUCGGCCGAGGUGCCGGAGGGUACGGAGGUGACCCUGACGUGCCGGGACCCCCACGCCGCCCCCGGGACGCCGUACACGUGGUUCAGGAACGGGCGGUGGCUGGCGGAGGGACUCGCCGCCUCUCUGGGGCUCCGCGGCCGCCGCUCCGACGCGGGGCUCUACUCGUGCCAGGCGGGCAGGGGGCACCGGGCCCCCCCCGCCGCCCUCAGGGUGCUCUACCCCCCCCAGGAGCCCACCUUCACCUCCCUGCUGGACCCGCGGGGGGGGCGACAGGCCGUCCUGCUCUGCUCCGUCGACAGCUUCCCCCCCUCGGACCUGGCCGUGAGCCGGGGGCCCGGGCAGCCCCCCCUGGCCUCCUCCCGCGGCCCCUCCGCCCCCGGGCUGGACGUGCGGGCCUCGCCCAACGCGCUGCGGGUGGGGCUGGGGGCGAUGGGGCCGCGGGACUCAGGGCUCUACCUGUGCUCGGCCAACAACAGCCACGGCACCGCGGCCGCCGCCCUGCAGCUCCCCGGGGCAGGGGUCACGGUCACGGUGGAGCCGUCGCCAGAAGUGCCCGAGGGCGGCAGAGCCACCUUGACCUGCUCGGUGCCCCCUUGGUGGGGCGAAGGCGCCAACUACACGUGGCACAGGGACGGGCGGUGGCUGCGGGAGGGACCGUCCCCCUCCCUCGUCCUGCCCCGCGUCUCCAGCGCCGACUCCGGCUCCUACGGCUGCCUGGCCAGCGGGGCCUGGGGCACGGCCGGCUCGGCCCCCCUCGGCCUCAGCGUCCUCUACCCGCCCCGGGACGUGUCCGUCAGCACCUUCCUGGAGAACCGCGGCGGGCGGGCGGGCAUCGUGCUGUGCAGGGCCGACAGCCACCCGCCCUCCUCCCUGGCCCUGCUCCACCAGGGCCGGCUCCUGGCCUCCAGCCCGGCCCCCCCCGCCAUCCCGGGGGUGCGGGUGGCCCCCUCCCACAGCGCCCUGCGGGUGGAGCUGGGGGCGCUGGGCCCGGGGGCCGCCGGGCAAUACCUGUGCGUGGCCACCAACGCCCUGGGCAACGCCACGGCCAGCGCCCACUUCGAUGUCAACACCCUCACCCGCCUGCUGACCUUCACCAUCCUGGCCGGGCUGCUGGUGGCCCUCGUCUGCGUGGCCACCCUGGGCCUCCUGGCUGUGAAGUUGUGGCCCAGGAUCAGGAGGUUUCGGGGCCGGUCGGGUGCCGAGGACACUUUGGAGCUGAGGAGCAAACAGGAGCCAGCACAG